Molecule: messenger RNA, 249 nt
Organism: Funneliformis geosporum
Lineage: Eukaryota; Fungi; Glomeromycota; Glomeromycetes; Glomerales; Glomeraceae
Source: the annotation of a GenBank genome assembly
AUGCAAAAUUCUCAACAUAUUGAGGGUUUAAAUGGUAUUUUACAUCAGAAUAUAGAUUCUAAAAUAUCACUUAGUUCUACAUAUCAAAAAUUGUUGAAUAGAUUAAAUACUGAAAAUAUGACUAAAAUAGAGGUUUGCCAAGAUGAGAUUGUAGAAGAUAAUUUAUCUUGUGAAUUAAAUGAUGCAAAUUUGGUGGAAUUUUUAGAAGAUAAAUAUGAAGAUAGGAAAAUUUACAUUGUCACUACUUAA